AAACUUUCUAAGUGAAUGUGAACACGGCAGACUGUCAGGAGGGACGACUCAACGAAAUAAUAAUACUUAACUAAAGGCACAUAUUUGUUAUUACCCAAAAUAUCUUAAGGAAGAAAAACCGUCGGACCAUUAAUAAAAGAAAAAAGAAUGACGAAGAUAGUGUUCCUGCUGAUGCUGGGUGUGACAGUUGGACGUCCUGCCAAUGAAACGGCUGUGGGGAUAUCCAACAGUGUAAAAGUUUCAUUCCCGUGCUUUGGAUAUGUGAUCAAUGGAAUGUGUUAUCGAUUCUUCUCCGUACCAAAGAUAUACACUGAUGCUGAGUUCUACUGCAAUAAUAAUCUCCCUGGUGGACACCUUGCAGCAGUGACCAGCGCUUCCCUACAUGAACAGCUCGCUGACUUGGUGUUAAAUGCAUACGGGGGCCCUGUUCGUACCUGGGUGGGAGGGUUUAACUUUUUCAAGACUGGACAGUAUAAGUGGACAGACGGGUCCUCCUGGAAAUACACUGGCUGGAAAGUAGGCGAGCCAAAUAAUAGUGGUGGAAAAGAAGACUGUCUGGAAAUAUUCCUCGUUGAUAAAAUGUGGAAUGAUCAAACCUGCGCAGACAGCAAGCCGUUCAUCUGCUCCUAUCUGUACACUGCCUGACCCUGCAAGGAGGAGGAGGAGGAUGGACAGUGCAUGCAAACAUUUGGAGGGUGUUUGUUUAAUCACUUAAUCUAGUCUAAUUCUACAAUACUUUCUUCCACUAGACAGCGAUUUAAAAAGAAUAAUCUACUGCAGUACUGCAUGUGCUAUCUGUGAAUGAAAUUUUAACAGAUCAAAUCAAACUAUCCUUAUUUACAAAUAAAAUGCAUACCUUUACAUUACUGUUGAAACGUUGCAUG
Messenger RNA from Acipenser ruthenus (sterlet), 884 nucleotides. Its product is annotated as lectin-like. Bases 148 to 645 code for a protein of 165 amino acids. NCBI's taxonomy places the organism in Eukaryota, Metazoa, Chordata, Actinopteri, Acipenseriformes, Acipenseridae. Gene Ontology annotation, molecular function: signaling receptor activity. The record is from RefSeq and is a predicted model, not a curated record. The transcript is spliced from 7 exons.